AUGAAGUCUGAAUAUUUAUUUAUUCAACACAUGACACGAACCUUUUGUUUAUCCUGGAAAAAGUUUAAACAAGUUUUUGAUUGUCAAAGUGGGUUGGAAAAGUGUUCCGAUGUUGUAGAUAUGUUAGUGAACGAUAUAAGUAGAAGUAUAGCGAAGAUUCUGGAAUUUAAGAAGGUUCAGAGAUUUCCUAGAAAUUCUUUUGAGUUAAGGUUCAUUCAAAAAGCUCGAAUACCUUCAAAGGAGUCAAAACAUUGUAGUUAA
Molecule: messenger RNA, 261 nt
Organism: Clunio marinus
Lineage: Eukaryota; Metazoa; Arthropoda; Insecta; Diptera; Chironomidae
Source: the annotation of a GenBank genome assembly